AUGACAGUCCUCCGAGAGAGGAAGUUACGAAGCCGACGAAGCGUAUUCAACCUCUGGAUCCCAAGCAAAGUCGUUCAUUUCAGCAGCAGAUUCGAGCCGUCCCCUACCGAUUCUGCGGUUUCAGAUUCUCCGGCAUCGGAUCCUGCCUCCUCACCACGCGGGGGUAGACGCAGUCUGAAGGUACACUUGACUCGAAGUGGUUCCAAGCUUUUAUUUUUAUUUGGUCUCGGGGGCUCUUCAAGUGGUCAAAAAACGAGCGCCGAAUCUGGGUCAGGUGAAGAUGCUCAAAGCCCUGAGGGAAACCAUACUCCAGCUUCGGAUGUCGCAGAGAGGGGCAGCCCCGUCUCCACGGUGGGAGAUGCUUCCCCAGAAAGCGAAUCGCCGGAUGCCGCCCGUUCAAUAGAUGUUGAUCCGACGACGCCCGAUAUUCCUCCUGUGGACCCGACAGACUCACGGUCGCAGACACAUGCACCGGGCAAGACUGACACAAUUGGUGGACAGAGCGACGCGCAAGGGGACAGCAACGGGGAGAGUUGGGGCUGCUGCAAUGUUGACUGCGAACCACCCGCCACCUCAAACUCGAACUUGGUUGACAGGGUCUCUCAUCGCAUCUCUCAGACCUUUGGACAUCCAACAGUUAUUCGUCGAGUCCACCUGCGCUCCAGGCCAAGUAUUCCUUUCCCGGAAUCCCCAAUUCAGAGCGUUCCGAGUAAACAGGGUGAUGGUGCAGACGGUAGUUCGGAUCCUUCCACAAGUCCCAGUAGCAAUGAGUCCCCUGCCAUUGGAGCUUCGACCCUAUUGACCCCAGUCACAUCUGGAGAGACAUCAACGUCGUCGGGAAGCAAGAUCACGACGACGGAUAGUUCUUUCUUAGGUCACACCUCAGGCCAAAGUCCAUCUUCCGACAUCAGAUCACCUAUACUCGCACCAUCCAUUCUCACAGUGGAAUCUGUCUCAGCGGCUAAGGUAUACCUGGAGGUGUAUUUUAACUCGAUUUUUCAGAAUGUUGAUCCAAGAGUGCAUCGCCAGCAAGAGUUGGAGCAGCAUAUGUGUUCUUUCCAGCUUUCCCCCGAGGCACAGAAUGCGACCAGGAAAAACUGGCUUAUGCAGGAGAACGAGUAUCUUCGCCAAUGCCGUAUUGUGAAGACCAGAAUGAAGACGAAUCAACCUCGAGACUUGGUAUCAACUGCUGGCUACGAAACUAUCAAGAUUCUUGGCAGAGGUAGCUUUGGCGUGGUGCGUCUGGUACGCGAAAAAGAUCGUGAUGUUCCAAAGAACACUCCCCGAAACAGUAGUGAGUCGUCCUCGGAUCGAAACUUGGCCAAUUCCCGAAUGAGGUCUUUUGCAAUGAUCAGGUCCGCUGCUGAUGGGAACAAAAACGGCCGACGAAAGUUCAUGACUGGAGAGAAAAAAGAGGUAUACGCAAUGAAAGUGAUUCGGAAGGCUGAGAUGGUUCGCAACUCCCAGGAAGGUCAUAUUCGAGCCGAACGAGAUUUUCUUGUUGCAUCGGAAAAGUCUCGAUGGGUGGUUCCGUUGAUAGCCAGCUUCCAAGACAACACCAAUCUUUACCUCGUCAUGGACUACAUGGUUGGUGGAGACUUUCUUGGAUUGCUAAUCCGCAAGGACAUCCUUCGCGAGGAGUGGACCCGGUUUUAUGUCGCCGAGAUGAUCCUGUGCAUUGAGGAAGCCCAUCGCCUCUGCUGGAUCCAUCGUGAUAUAAAACCGGACAAUUUUCUCAUAUCCGCCUCUGGCCACUUGAAAAUUUCCGAUUUUGGGCUGGCCUUUAAUGGACACUGGUCUCACGAUCAGCGCUACUACCACAACCAGCGUUACUCUCUGCUGGAAAGUCUCGGCAUAUCCAUCAAAGGGGAUAGACAGGACCAGAUGCAAGCGGCGGCGCAAAAGGAUGGUGCUUCAGAGCCACUGUUGCAGGGAUUGGAUGACUUUUCAGAUUAUAAUCCGCCUCCACAAGACCUGCUGAACUGGCGGGAUAGCAAAGAGAGAAGAAGAUUUGCAAAGAGCGUGGUUGGGACCAGUCAAUACAUGGCCCCAGAGGUCAUCCGAGGCGAGAUGUACGAUGGCCGAUGUGACUGGUGGAGUCUGGGUGUCAUCCUAUACGAGUGCUUUUAUGGAUUUACGCCCUUCGCAUGCGACAAUCGUCAUGAUACAAAGCUUAAGAUCCUUCAACACACGAGGACAUUGCAGUUCCCAAGGGAGAAGCCAUCCGACAAGCUGGUAUCGCAGGAAGCGAUAGACCUUAUCAGUCGAAUUCUCCAGGAGCGAGAAUAUCGGCUUUGUUCUCCGAGAUACCAGGCAAAUAAUAUUCUAGUCGGCCGACCUGUCACACCGAAUUUCCUCUACUCUAUGGAUUCACAGUACCGGAACAUCGCAAGCUACUUUGUGUUUCCUAAUGACGCCGCUGAUAUCAAAGCCCAUCCAUUUUUCAGAGGAAUACGGUGGAAUGAACUUCAUCUGACCCAGCCACCAAUGAUUCCACGGGUCAAAAACUGGGAAGACACUCGGUACUUUGAAGACUGGAAGCCCAGCGGCAAUGGGAAGGAACACAUGGAGGACAGUGACUACGAAGAGACCGAUGAGAAAUCCGACGAGAAGCCUUCUGAAGCCCCUGAAAAACCCUGUGAUCUCUUCAUGGCUCAAAGCCUGCCUGAUCGACUGGUAUACGGUGUAGACGCUGCCGACGCCGUGGAACCUGCUGCGGAACCCGAGGGUCAAAAGGCACCCACUGCUCGCAGAAGGCGGGAGAGGAAACGACCACGCGACAAAGUUUUACGAGACAAGAAAGUGGGAAAAGCAGCUCUGGAGAUUCGCAAGGACUGCGCAUUUCUCGGAUACACUUACCGACGGCCAAAGGGUCCUGCACUAGCCCUCAUUCCGGAUCGUGGCCGCCGCAGAUUUGAUAGGAGCUUGCUGAUGGACCUCUACGCGUCGUGA
Messenger RNA from Penicillium argentinense, 2952 nucleotides. RefSeq names its product serine/threonine-protein kinase. Bases 1 to 2952 code for a protein of 983 amino acids. The record is from RefSeq and is a predicted model, not a curated record. Gene Ontology annotation, biological process: intracellular signal transduction; peptidyl-serine phosphorylation. Lineage: Eukaryota; Fungi; Ascomycota; Eurotiomycetes; Eurotiales; Aspergillaceae. The transcript has 4 exons. Gene Ontology annotation, molecular function: protein serine/threonine kinase activity; ATP binding.